AUGAGCAUUGACACAUUUGCCAAUUUAGUUACACACUUUUGUCUUGUCUGUUCACUUGAUUAUUUGGCUAGCAGGGGUUUGAAUGGCCAGACAGUCAAAGGUGGGGGAUGUGUUUCUUCCUCUGUAGUCAAAGGUGCAUUUGCCCAAUCUGCAGAACUUACUAAUCUUGAUAGUUCUUCAUAUCUGCAAAUUGAUAAUAUUCGUAGUAGGAAGAUUUUGAACAAUCCAAAUCUCCAGCAUAUCAACUUACUCGUCUUCAUUUACCACUUUACUCGAACCACUAAUUCUAGUUGCAGCAGGUUUUUCGGUUAUUUGAUUGGUUUAUUUCCUUUAACACAUUCUAACUCUUAUCAAAUAAAAAUGCCCUCCACAUUAUUACAUUUCCUUGCAGUCAAUGCUGAAUGGUGA
Messenger RNA from Echinococcus granulosus, 408 nucleotides. RefSeq lists its product as hypothetical. Bases 1 to 408 code for a protein of 135 amino acids. The transcript has 4 exons. NCBI's taxonomy places the organism in Eukaryota, Metazoa, Platyhelminthes, Cestoda, Cyclophyllidea, Taeniidae. The record is from RefSeq and is a predicted model, not a curated record.